Andrographis paniculata is the source of this 1333-nucleotide messenger RNA. RefSeq names its product tRNase Z TRZ2, chloroplastic. Lineage: Eukaryota; Viridiplantae; Streptophyta; Magnoliopsida; Lamiales; Acanthaceae. Bases 72 to 1133 code for a protein of 353 amino acids. The record is from RefSeq and is a predicted model, not a curated record. The transcript has 8 exons.
CAAAAUAAAAUAAGUAUGAAAUUAUAGCCGGAUAAAAUCUGUUGAGCUGCACCGCCUCUCAAACGCGCAUUAUGCCAACGGCAACACUGAUUCCCGCGCCUCCAAACCUGCUAAGUUCCCGACGUCCUCUGCCGCCGCACGACCGCCGGCGUUGCCUCCAAUUCCGAAGCGUGAAGGCGGAGGCGGUGGGAGGAGGCGGAGGCGGUGUUAAGACAGGCUUCCUGUCGGCGAUUGGGCGGGCAAUUGAGGAGGAGGAAUACAGGAAGGCUAGGGCGGAGGUGCAGCGGAGGGGAUUUGAUUUGGAAGGAUACUCAAUCGAAGGCGUUUCGAUUGGCGGUCACGAAACGUGUGUUAUUGUUCCGGAAUUGAAGUGCGCUUUCGACAUUGGGAGGUGUCCUGCUAGGGCUGUGCACCAGAACUUCGUCUUCAUCACGCACGCUCAUCUCGACCACAUCGGUGGGCUGCCGAUGUAUAUAGCUACUCGGGGUUUAUACAACCUGAAGCCCCCUACUGUUUUUGUGCCUCCGUGCAUUAAGGAGGAUGUUGAGCAGCUAAUCGAGAUUCAUAGGAAAAUGGGGCACGUCGAUCUGAACAUUGAUUUGGUAGCCCUGGAUGUAGGGGAAACAUAUGAGAUGCGGAACGAUCUUGUUGUUCGGCCGUUCAAGACACACCAUGUUAUACCUAGUCAGGGUUAUGUCGUUUACUCUGUUAGAAAGAAGUUGAGAAAGCAAUAUGUGCAUUUAAAAGGAAAACAAAUUGAGAAACUAAAGAAGUCUGGAGUUGAGAUCACAGAUACUAUAAUACACCCUGAAGUGGCCUUUACGGGAGACACAAUGUCGGACUUUUUCCUCGAUCCACACAGCGCUGAUGCAUUGCGAGCCAAAAUUCUCAUAACUGAGGCAACGUUUCUAGAUGAAAUGGUCAGUGUCGAGCACGCAAGAGAACACGGCCACACCCAUCUUUCUGAGAUCAUGGAACACGCACAAUGGAUUCGCAACAAAGCCCUAGUGUUGACUCAUUUUUCAUCUCGCUACCAUGUUGAGGACAUUCGGCAAGCAGUUUCGAAGCUGCAGUCUAAGGUUUCCGCUAAAGUAAUUGGUUUAACAGAAGGAUUCAAGUCGGCGUACACUUAGAUCGCUGCAAAUUUUGUAAGUUCCUGUAUCAAUCCAUUUUGCAUAAUGUAUCUCAAUACUAGUAUCGGUUUUUUUCACUAGAUGAAAUCAGCACCUUAGUUUGCGGUAUCAAUAGAACCGAAUAGAGAGUAAUCUAUGGGAACAUAGAAAUCUUAUCUUCUUAUUUAUCCAUUAAUCUAUACAACUUUCAAAUUGCUGUA